Salarias fasciatus (jewelled blenny) is the source of this 8552-nucleotide messenger RNA. It is a transcript of the gene ptpn13, whose product is annotated as protein tyrosine phosphatase non-receptor type 13. Gene Ontology annotation, biological process: peptidyl-tyrosine dephosphorylation. NCBI's taxonomy places the organism in Eukaryota, Metazoa, Chordata, Actinopteri, Blenniiformes, Blenniidae. Gene Ontology annotation, molecular function: protein tyrosine phosphatase activity; phosphatidylinositol 3-kinase regulatory subunit binding. The record is from RefSeq and is a predicted model, not a curated record. The coding region runs from base 325 to 8037 and encodes 2570 amino acids. The transcript is spliced from 49 exons. Gene Ontology annotation, cellular component: cytoplasm; nucleus; cytoskeleton.
GCAGUAAAUGGUAACUUGGUUUCGCCGGAGCUGAGCUCCAGACAGUCCACUGGCUAUGAAACGCGGCUUGUGAUUAAUUUCCGGAGAAGAGAUUUCUUUCUUUCUUUGAAAACGUCGCCGCGUCGGACAGCUGUACCUGCCGUGAACGCACCAUGGAGAGGUAGACCUGUUGCCUGCCUGCCUCGCCGCGCACCCAACUACUAUCCAAGAUGUUGCUUUGUGGAUGGGAUGGCGUCUGGUGCCGUUUGUGUGCGCACUCAUAGCCUCAUUGGAGUUCGAACAUUUCCUUUUCAAGCGGUUUUGUAGCUCUUCUUGCCAGAGAAGAUGCACGUUUCUCUGGCAGAAGCCUUGGAGGUCCGAGGAGGUCCACUCCAGGAGGAGGAGGUCUGGGCAGUGCUCAGCCAGAGUGCAGAGAGCCUCCAAGAACUUUUCCACAAAGAUCCUUCAGCAAUGGGCUUCAUUAUCUCUCCCUGGUCCCUCCUGCUCAUGCCUUCUGGCGGCAUCUCAUUCACAGAUGAGUAUGUAACCCAGCAGGAUUUAAGAGCCUUCACAGCUCCAGAGGUUCUGGAGGGAACCUCCUUGGACACGGUUUCUGACAUAGAGAAGAUGCACAUGUACUCUCUGGGUAUGACCCUGUUCUGGGGAGCAGACUAUGAAAUUCCCCAAAGUCAGCCUAUGAAGUUGGGGGAGCACCUAAACAGCCUCCUCCUCAACAUGUGUGAUGAUAUUACACUGAGUCGAAUGUCGCUGCGCACGGUGCUGGACAUCUGCAGCAAACACAUCAGAAACUCCAGUGGCGAUCCUCCCUUCUCUUACGUCAGAAAACUGGUCCGGCUGGUACUGGGCAGCCUUUCGCAGUUGGAUGGCCUGCUGACUGACAGAGAGUCCCUCCCAGAGAGGAGUAAAGAGAUUCGGGAGCGACUCAGGGGCAAAGGUUUGCCCUCAGGAAGGAGUGCUGCUCCCAGAGUUCUGGAGCGAUACAGAACCAGGACUCAGGAGCAAACGUCUCUGAACCGAGGCCUCAGUCGUUCCAUGGGCUCACUACCAUUCCAGGAUCUGUUGAAGGGUGACGAGGGUGCAGCCCCACAGUAUUCCCUACCCAACUCUGAAAUCCCCGUAGAUUUAUACAUCAAGCCCCCCUUACUCCAGCAGCGUUCCUAUCCCCACCUGCACCCACUCCACCCCCAGCAAAAAGGCCGACCUGUGGAACUGGACCGGAGGUCUUUAGCCUUCUACAGUGGGGAACUGGGGCCGAGUCAGGCCAGGAAGAACUGGGCUUCCUCUGUGGAUUUGGCGUACAUUGACCCAGAGGCUCUUCGUUUUGGUGCUUUGGAGGACGCGCGAAGGGGAAGCAGCGCUUUAAGUACCCACUCCAUAGGCAGACGUAAAUCGCCCUUCCGAUCAUCCAGGGAGAGAGAGACUCACUACCUGGACUUUGGUGAGCUGAAGAGUCGGAAGCCUCACCAUCACUCAGCACAAUCUGUCGGCUCCGGGCUCCCCGGCGCUUACGACCGGAUCAAAGAAAAACAAAGGAAACUUCAGGUGCUAAGACAAGCAGUGGAUGACCCGGUCCACACCCACCAGAGGUACCACAGUGAUUACAGUUCAUCCAGUGAAAGCCCCUCAUUGACCUCCUCUGAUCCAGACUACAGGCAAGCUAAAAAACCAGGUGAAACGGGAAGGUACGGCUCCCAGCUGGCGCUUUCAUCUGAACACGAUGCCCUGUCACUGACGAGUCAGAAUGCACUCAGACGCAGGCAAAACGAGCGGGCAGCUGAAGAUGGUCUGGUUGGAGCCGAACUGCUCCUCCAGAGGCAGGAGGAGGAGGUGCAGCGACUCCAGGCCCACCUGGCCAACAGGCUGUCCAGGGCCAACCUCUACCCAGCGGACGACCCCUUGGUCCCUUCUCACCCUUCCAUGCUCGAACUGCAAGACCCGCUGUACUCCGCCUCGCUGCCGCUCCGCAAGACGAAGACCUUCCAUGGACCGGAGUUUGUCAGGAUGGCCAGUGAGCCAUGCGUUUCCCUAACCGUUCCCUCUUCAAUAAUGAAACGUGGCAAGGUGGAGGAAGUGCAGAGGAAGGUGGGUGUUGUGCUGCUGAACAGCCAAAACCUGGAGCUGAACUGCGACAUCAAGGGAGUGUGUAAAGACGUCUUCGACAUGGUGGUCGCCCACAUCGGGCUGGUGGAGCACCAUCUCUUCGGCCUCGCGUACCUCAGAGACAAUGAGUUUUUCUUCGUUGAUCUCGAUGCCAAAUUGUCCAAAGUGGCUCCAGACGGAUGGAAGGACGACCCUAAGAAAAGGAAGUCAGAUGUGCCUUUUAACCUGUUUUUACGCAUUAAAUUCUUUCUGGAUGACAUCAACCUCAUACAACACGCUAUGACCAAACAUCAGUACUACCUACAAAUGAGGAAAGAUAUCCUGGAGGAAAGGAUGCGCUGCAGUGCAGAAAAUGCCUUGGUGCUGGGCUCACUGGCAUUGCAAGCGGAGUUUAGUGACUACCAGCCUGAGCUCCAUGGGAAGACGUAUUUCAGAUUGGAGCACUACCUGCCAGUAUCCAUCUUGGAUAAAGUGGACCACACGACCAUAAAGGAGGAACUGCCGAAACGCCACAGCAGCUACUACGGAGCAACAGAAACUGAAGCAGAGUUGGAGUUUCUCAAGAUCUGCCAGAGGCUGACAGAGUACGGAGUCCACUUCCAUCGGGUGCUUCCAGAGAAGAGAUCCCAGACAGGCAUCAUGCUGGGUGUUUACUCCAAAGGGGUGAUCAUCUUUGAAGUCCUGAACGGAAAUCGUACCGCAGUGCUGCGGUUCCCCUGGAGGGAGACAAAGAAGAUUUCAUUCGUAAAAAAGAAGAUUUGUCUUCAGAACACUUCCGAUGGGAUCAAGCACCUGUUUCAAACAGACAGCAACAAGACGUGUCAGUAUUUGUUGCAGCUGUGCUCCGAUCAGCACAAGUUCCACCUGCAGAUGAAGGCCCGCCAGAACAACCAGGAGCUUCAGGACUUAGAAAACAGCCCAUUGAGCAGCUUGCAGCAUUCUUUUGACUCGCGGAGCGGGGACGCCACAGGAAGAGCCCUGAGCUCAGGCAGUCUGGGCCCGAGUUUAUCAACACGCUCCAACCCGGACCACCUGAAGAGGAUCUCCUACUCAGAAGUGGCCCUCCACAAGGCUCCUUACGGCCCAGUCGCCAUCCAAGACGAGCUUCACUUUCCAGGUUUCAACCCGGUGGGCUCCACCAUCCUUUCCAACCCGCGAGCGUUGAGUCGCUCCCACCACAACCUCGGGCAGAUGCCAGAGUCUCCGGAGCCGCCGGUGCCAGAUUCAUACCUUGGCCAGUCGUACGCCAGAAUGAGUCAGCCGCCACCCAAACAAAUGGCCUUUCACUUCCAGCAACAUCAGCGAGCAAGUUCAGACACAGACUCUCUGUCGCAACCACAGGACAAAUCAUUUGGCGUGGCGUCCCACAGCAGCCCGGCCUGGAGCCUGAACAAAAAGGAAUCUGACUCUUCUUCUCUUGAGGAUACUGGCCAAGCCUAUGUAGUUGGUGUCAGCAUGCACAGUUCAUCUGGCAUGCCUUCAACCCCAGCCUCCCUUAAUGAUUCGCUAAAGAAAAAACUGAACGCGUUGCCAUCCCCAGAGCGAGAAGUUACAACUGUAAACCUGAAGAAAGAUGUGAAAUAUGGCCUGGGGUUUCAGGUUGUCGGAGGGGAGAACUCUGGUCGGACAGACCUCGGUACGAUCAUCAGCUCAAUCACUCCUGGGGGCCCUGCCGAUGUCAAUGGCUUCCUCAAGCCUGGUGACCGGCUCAUCUGUGUGAAUGAUGUAAACCUAGAGGGACUCUCUCAUGCUUCUGCGGUUGACGUCCUUCAGAAUGCUCCGGAUGAUGUUACCCUGGUGGUGUUGCAGCCUAUAGAGAGGCUCUACAGAGAAUCAUCUUCGGGCUUCAGUCCUUACGAUGACAAACUUCCUAUCAAUUCACAUUACUCUGCCCAGAGACGAGAGCUAGACAUUGACACCUCAUCAGAGGAGCGUGCAGGAAGAGCGACGCCCAGCCCUCCUGUUCACAGCGCCGCCACGCCGUCGUCCGCCUCUUCCCCCGUUCCCCAGCACAGCAGCGCCAAUUCUCAGGACUCGAAGACCAGCAGUGUUUCCAAAACCUCCAAACACUCUGCCAACGGAGUCUUGCAGUGCUUGGAAAGAGCUACAGCUGCCGCUCCAGCUGCGUCUGCUCCCCAACGUCACGGGCCAGAACCAAACAUGGGCGCGGAUCCUCCGCCACCGGCUCUGCCCCCAAAAACUAGAAAGCCGAAAGUGCUGCUCGAAGCGCCCAAAGUUCCAGAGCAGUCAGACUGGGGAGACUCGGACAUGGACGAGGAGACUUAUUCCAGUAGUCAGGACAAACUGAAGGUUAAAAAGGAACACUUGAUGGAAAAUUUAAAUGGUAAUGCCCCAGUUGUCAGUAGUCUCCGUCCAGGAGAACUAUUUGACAUUGAGCUGUCCAAAAUAGACAGCAGCCUGGGCAUAAGUGUCACGGUACUGUUCGGCAAGGGAGGUGUCAAUACGACGGUGCGACAUGGGGGCGUCUACGUCAAAGCCAUUAUACCAAAAGGUGCUGCGGAGCUUGAUGGAAGGAUACAGAAAGGUGAUCGAGUGGUGGCCGUCAAUGGGAAAAGUCUGGAAGGAGCCACGCAUCAACAAGCAGUAGAAGUUCUCAGAGACACCGGCCAGACGGUGCAUCUGCUGAUGGAGAGGGGUCAUCCACUUUCGGACAGAGUCCAUGCUCCCGUCACGCCGCAGUUCACGCCACCGUUAGCUGGCAGUGACCAGCUUCACGGCGUGAACAAACCGAACCCACCAGAGGUCAAACGAAAGCCGGAGUACAGCUUCAUCACACAGGAUAACGUGUUCGACGUGUGCUUGCUGAAGAACACGUCUGGGCUGGGCUUCAGUUUCAGCCGAGAGGAGAGCAUCCCCGGGGAGCCCCCCGGCUCCAGCAUGGUGCGGGUUAAAAAACUCUUCCCUGGCCAGCCGGCUGCGGAGAGCGGCCGCAUCAACGUGGGCGACGUCAUCCUACGGGUCAAUCAAACCUCCCUGAAAGGACUUUCACAGCAUGAGGUCAUAUCGGCUCUACGGGGAACAGGACAGGAAGUGACUCUGCUCCUGUGUCGACCGAAACAUGGCGUCCUUCCUGAGAUGGACUCUUCUCUUUUGACACCAAUGUCAUCGCCCAGAAAGGAGCCCGUGACCCAGGCGGAGUCCGGCCUGAACGCCAGCACAGUCUCCUCUCCCCAGCAGGCCAAGAAGCAGGGGCUUGUGGAGGACGCCUUGGAGAGGCUGCUGCACAAAACUCCCGCGAGACAGAACAGCUACAGCGACAGCACCGACGGCGAUGAGGAGGUGGAGGAGGCCUUCAGCCCGGCCACUCUGGAGAACAGCAGGCAGACGUGGGAGAGCAGCGUGUACCAGACGCCCGGCAGCAACCCGGGACAGGGGUCCUACAGCAGCAGUGGAGAGCUGGACAACACCUUCCACUCUGCUUUCUACACCCCAAGCAUGUCACUGCCAAGAUCGGACAUCAGCGGCCGGGGUUUUUCCUCCCCUUCGGCAGCUGAUUUGGAGUCACCCUCUCUGCUGUCAGUGCCAUCCGCCUCUGCCCCGAGCCCUGAUCCGCUUCCUCCUCCACUACCCCUGCCCUUAAACCUCACACUGUCCGGCAACGGGCAGGAUGCGGACGAAUUUGCCCCGGAAGUGGAGCUCAGGGUCUCUCUGGUGAAAUCAGAGCAGGGCAGUCUCGGCUUCACCCUGACCAAAGGUAACGAUCACAGCUGCUACAUCCACGACAUUGUCCAAGAUCCAGCCAGAGGAGAUGGGAGGCUCAGACCUGGGGACCGCAUGAUUACAGUGAACACCACAGAUGUGAGUAACAUGGGCCACACUGAGGUGGUCACUCUCGUGCGCGCCGCUCCCCGGGUGGUGGACUUGGUGGUCGGCAGAGUCCUGGAGGCUCCCAAACCCCCCAUAGAGGCCCACCUGCUGCCCGACAUCUGGUUCAAGAACAACCAGGAGCCACUGGGGCUGGUCCUGGAAGGUGGGAGUGACAGUCCGUACGGAGUCUUAUUUGUCAGAGACGUCUUGCCGGGUUCGUCCGCUUCGAAGGAAGGAAGCCUCAGGCCGCUUGAUCUCAUCCACUACAUCAACGGGGCUCCGACUCAGGACCUGACUCUGAGCGAGAGCACCAGACUGUUGGAGCUCUCGCUAAAUGAACUCACGCUGAAGGCCACAAGGGAUGGAAAGCCCGUUUUUCCAGAGCAGAGAUGCGUCUCUUUUCUCAACAACAACAUUAGUCCAAAUGUCUCAUCCAACGUGAAUGGUUUUAAAGGUGAAGAUUCAAGAGAUUUAGAGGGUCUUGCUGCACCUUUAGAGGAGGAGAUCCUGAAGCUGGAUCUGGAGAAGCCCCCGUCAGGAGGUCUGGGCUUCUCUGUGAUUGGAGGGGAGAGGGGAAUCUUUGUGAAGUCCAUCACAGCAGGAGGAGUAGCAGAGUCCUCGGGACAGCUGCAAGUCGGCGACAGGCUGCUCAAAGUGAAUGAAGAACUGAUGACGGGCGUGUCCCACACCAAAGCCGUCACCACCAUCCGCAAAGCCAAAGGCCUGGUCCACCUUAUAGUGUCCAGACCGCCGGACCAGAACCCAAACACAUACCUGGCCUACCUGCCAAUCAACUCAGACAAGUGCAACGGGAACACAGAUCUGAGUGAGGACAGUGGAGUGAAGACUAAGCUGUUUACACCGCCUGAUAAUCUCAAACCUGGCAGCUUCCCUUCCAUACCGCCAAUAGACUACGAUGAUGGUCCGCUGGAGCCGAGAGGAGGGACGGAGCAGAGCGCAGAGCUUUCUGAAGACACAGACUGUGAUGGCUCCUCUUUACCUGAAGACUCUCCUCAGAGUUCUCGAAAGGUGAUGUGGCAAGAGGAGAGCGUUGAUGAUCCAAGGAGUGAAAACAGCUAUCUGCAGAUGAGCGCUGGUCAGCCGGAGGAAGAUGAAAUCACAUGGGGAAGUGACGAACUGCCGAUAGAAACCAUGAACUCCAAGUCAAGAGACGACGGACCAAUCAUCACGGAGGACGAGCUCACGUCUCUGCCCCUCGUCAAAGUGGUGCCCGAUGGCCAGUACACUGGACCGAAGCUCAACAGCGUGGUCCGCAUGAUGAGAGGACUUCUGGAGCAGAAAGUCCCCCUGCAGGAGUUUGAAAAUCUUCAGAACCUGCAGCCGCUGGAUGACUGCUUGAUCGGUCAGACGAAGGAGAACAAGAAGAAGAACCGCUACAAGAAUAUUGUUCCCUUCGACACAACAAGAGUCAUGCUGGGCAAAGAUGGAGGCUACAUCAACGCCAACUUCAUCAAAAUGCCAGUAAAAGACGAGGACUUCAUAUACAUCGCCUGUCAGGGACCUUUACCCACCACUCUGGGCGACUUUUGGCAAAUGGUCUGGGAGCAGAAGUCCAACGUGAUCGCCAUGAUGACCCAGGAGGUGGAAGGCGGGAAAGUGAAGUGCCAGCGGUACUGGCCCGACACGCCCAGGACGGCGGAGAUGGUCGACGACAGGUUACAGAUAGCGCUCCUCAAGGUCCAGCAUCUGGAUAACUUUGUCAUCCGACUCAUCGAGGUCAAAGACGUACAGACGAAUGAAAUCCAGCAUGUAACUCACCUAAACUACACCGGAUGGCCCGACCAUGGAACGCCCUCACAACCCGAGCAACUGCUCACUUUUAUCUCCUACAUGAGGCAUGUUCAUCGAUCGGGGCCGAUCGUCACGCACUGCAGCGCAGGCAUCGGCCGGUCAGGGACCCUCAUAUGUAUCGACGUGGUUCUGGGUCUCAUCAGUAAAGAUGCUGACUUUGAUAUUUCGGACGUGGUAAGAAAUAUGAGACUCCAGAGACAGGGAAUGGUCCAAACAGAGGACCAGUAUAUUUUCUGCUAUCAAGUGAUUCUCUACGUCCUCAGAUGCCUUCAAGCAGAAGAACACAUCUCAGGAUAACACAAACCAUGUAUUGUCGUCAUGUCGAGGCUGGGUGACUCACUAGAGCGAAACAGGAAAACGAAAGUUGAAACAGGCAGACAUUGCCAAAUUACACAACACAAGUUUUUAUUGCCUUAAAAUAUUUGACUCCUUGAAAGUCAAUCCAUAAAAAGAAAUCUAUAUUUUUAUUUUUGCUUUUUGAGUUCUCUCGCUCUGGCUGCUACUCCCUUUCAAUGCAUUUAUGAGAACUGCUGAUUGUAUUUCUUAUUGUUACCUACAAGAGAACACUAAUAUUUUUUCAGAUUCUUGGAUAAAAUAAUUAUUAUAAGUGAAUGAUGAUUUCAUACUUUAUGUGGAACAUUAUUGUGUAUUUUGAAGCCUAUUUUGAUGCUGGAACAUGCCUUGACAGAAUACUAUGUCAGUAUUUGCUUUGUAAAUCUACUAUACAGUAAACUGCUCACUGCCUGAGGCAAAUUAUGGAAUUAAAAGUGUACAUAUUCAACUCAAGAAAAUUAAACUGGAUACAUUUUAAA